Messenger RNA from Tupaia belangeri chinensis (Chinese tree shrew), 1054 nucleotides. Its product is annotated as inactive N-acetylated-alpha-linked acidic dipeptidase-like protein 2. Lineage: Eukaryota; Metazoa; Chordata; Mammalia; Scandentia; Tupaiidae. The record is from RefSeq and is a predicted model, not a curated record.
UAGCUUUCCUUAUUGGAAAAGGCUGGAUUUGGAGGUGCUCUUCUAUAUAUCGAUCCUUGUGAUUUACCAAAGAUGGCAAAUCUCAGUGCUGAGACCUUCGUGGUGUCCCUGAAUCCGGGAGGAGACCCUUCUACGCCUGGUUACCCAAGUGUCGAUGGAAGCACUAGAAAGAAACAAUCAAACCUCACCUCACUGUUAGUACAGCCCAUCUCUGCUUUCCUGGUUGCAAAACUGAUCUCUUCACCAAAAACUAGAACCAAAAACCAUGUCUGCAGCCCUUUAGAGCUUCCAAAUAACGAAGUAAGAACUGUCAGCAUGCAAGUUCAGACAGUCACACAGUUCAAAACAGUCACUAAUGUUGUUGGACGCGUAAAGGGCCUGACAUCUCCAGACCGAUACGUCCUGGUUGGCAGCAGGCAUCACACAGCGUUCGGUCCAGGUGGACAAGCCUGGGGCAGCAGCACUGCAGUCGCCACCGCCUUCAUCCGGGCCUUGAUGCUCAGCGUGAGCAGAGGCUGGAGGCCCGCCCGCACCAUCGUGUUCUGUUCGUGGGGAGGAACGGAUUUCGGCAACAUUGGCUCCUAUGAAUGGGGAGAGGAUUUCAAGAAGGUUUUGCAGAAAAAUGCCGUGGCCUACAUCAGCCUCCACAGCCCCGUGAGGGGAAACUCGAGUCUGCGUCCCGUGGCUUCGCCGUCUCUACAGCAGCUGGUAGCGGAGAAAAAUCGUUUCACCUGUACCAGAAGAGCUCAGUGCCCAGAGACCAACGUCAGCUCUGUACAGAUACAAGGCGAUGCCCAUUAUUUCAUCAACCAUCUUGGCGUCCCCACCGCGCAGUUUGCAUACGAGGACAUCAGAACCUUACAGGGACCGAGUUUUCUCUCCGAGGCACUUUUUCCUACACAUGCAACAAAAAUUGAAGAAUUGGAUCCUUUUUUCAACCUUCAUGAAACCAUUACCAAGCUUUCAGGAGAAGUGAUUUUACAAAUCGCCAACGAACCCGUUUUGCCCUUUAAUGCUCUUGAUAUAGCUCUGGAAGUUCAAAACAGCCUUAAAG